AUGUCUGCUAUCUGGUCUCUGCUGAACAGAUUUCUCAGACAAUCACCAAGUGUAGUGGAAAUUCAACACAUAGAUGAAUAUGACCGUGAAAGUUUGGUAAUUGAUAUCACACAAAUGCUACAGAGAGCACAGCCUCUCUCAUCACCUGAACAUGCACCUUGUAUCUACAAGGUUCCGGAUCCCCUUCGCAAAUUGAACGAAGAAGCCUACACUCCUCAGAUUAUUUCAAUAGGGCCCUUUCACCAUGGUAACAAAAAAUUGCAAACCAUGGAAAAGUAUAAAGAGAGUUAUCUCAAGGGAUUCGUGGACCGGGCAGACAGUGCAGGGAUAGGCAUUGAGAUUUUAAUACGCGCUAUAGAGAUUUCGGAGCAACGUGUUCGUCAAUCUUAUGCGGAGACUAUUCCACUUUGCAGGUAUGAUUUUGUGAAAAUGGUCUUGAUGGAUGCGAGCUUCAUUGUUGAGCUUUUUUACAGAAAUUGGCCGGAAACAUCAGAAUGGACACCGGACGACUACAUAAUACAAAAGCCAUGGUUGGCUUAUAGGAUGCAGCUGGACUUUAUGUUACUUGAAAAUCAACUUCCUUUCUUUAUUAUUAAAGAAUUAUUUGACCUUGCAUUUGCAUCUCAGACAAACUUACCUUCCUUCAUUGAGCUUACCUUUCACUACUUUAGCUGUUACAACAGGCAAGGAUUGCUUCCCGAUCCUGAUCUAAAUAUAUUGCACUUUGUUGAUUUGCUUAGAAAAUUUUAUUUGCCAGCUCCUCCCCGAACGCUACCAAGAAGAAGACCAGCAAUAGUACCGUAUAUGUACGCUGCAACCCAACUGGAUGAGGUGGGAUUGAAGUUUGAGGUGAAUCCUUCAAGCAAAUGCUUGCUUGACCUACAUUAUGAGGAGGGAGUAUUAAAGAUCCCACGUUUUACCUUGGAUGAUUACACAGAGCUUUAUGCUCGAAAUCUCAUGGCUUUGGAGCAAUGUCACUAUCAGCAUAGGGGAUAUAUUACCGAUUAUUUUCAAAUGUUAGAUCUCCUUAUUAAGAGUGAAAAAGAUGUAGAUUUACUUAGUCGGGAGGGGAUCGUGGUUAAUGGGCUAGGUCACAACGAUGCAACUUUCAUCAACAAUCUAGGCACAGGUAUCGUAUAUUCAACCAUGAGCUGCUAUUACUUGAAAAUUUGUGACAAUUUGAAAAAGUUCUACGAGAAUCCUUCGCAUGGUUGGAUUGCUUCCUUGAGACGAGAUUAUUUUCGCACUCCUUGGAUGGCCGCUUCUACCAUAGCUGCUGUUAUCUUGUUGAUCCUCACUUUGAUACAAGCUGUAUGCUCUAUUAUCGCUGUAUAAUUACCUCAUCACUAAAGUUUGUGUAAUGGUUCAUGACCA
This is a messenger RNA of Corylus avellana, 1374 nucleotides long. RefSeq names its product UPF0481 protein At3g47200-like. Lineage: Eukaryota; Viridiplantae; Streptophyta; Magnoliopsida; Fagales; Betulaceae. The record is from RefSeq and is a predicted model, not a curated record.